Messenger RNA from Alosa alosa (allis shad), 2658 nucleotides. It is a transcript of the gene cnot6l, whose product is annotated as CCR4-NOT transcription complex, subunit 6-like. The record is from RefSeq and is a predicted model, not a curated record. Bases 123 to 1805 code for a protein of 560 amino acids. Gene Ontology annotation, cellular component: nucleus; cytoplasm; CCR4-NOT complex. The transcript has 13 exons. Gene Ontology annotation, molecular function: poly(A)-specific ribonuclease activity; protein binding. NCBI's taxonomy places the organism in Eukaryota, Metazoa, Chordata, Actinopteri, Clupeiformes, Clupeidae. Gene Ontology annotation, biological process: nuclear-transcribed mRNA poly(A) tail shortening.
UGUCCUUCCCUGUGCCUCUCAGGAACGUCUACAGGCGGAACGGCACACAGUUCUGCCUGCAUGUCUUUGACAAUAUUUUUCACGAUUCUCCUCUCCCCCCUUCCGAAUGCAGAUUAACAGGUAUGCCAAAGGAAAAAUAUGAUCCCCCAGAUCCACGGCGAAUAUACACCAUCAUGUCGGCUGAGGAAGCGGCCAAUGGGAAGAAGUCACAUUGGGCAGAAUUGGAAAUAUCUGGGAGGGUGCGUAACCUGAGCAGCUCACUAUGGACGCUUAGCCACCUGACGGCACUGCACAUCAACAACAACAACCUGAGUCGCAUCCCGCCCGACAUUGCCAAACUCCCCAACCUGGUCUACCUGAACCUGUCGUCCAACAAGCUCCGCAGCCUGCCCGCAGAACUCGGCAACAUGGUUUCUCUCAGGGAAUUGCUUUUAAACAACAAUUGUUUACGAGUUUUGCCUUAUGAACUUGGGCGGUUGUUUCGCUUACAAACCCUGGGUCUGAAAGGUAACCCCUUAUCCCAAGACAUCCUUAACCUGUAUCAGGAGCCAGAUGGAACGAGAAAGCUUUUGAACUACAUGCUUGACAAUCUAGCAGUCCAUCCAGAACAGCUUCCUCAAAGACCGUGGGUCACUUUGAAAGAGCGAGAUCCGUUGGCUUCCUCAGCUGUGUUCACUGUCAUGAGCUACAACGUCCUGUGCGACAAGUACGCCACCCGGCAGCUGUAUGGCUACUGCCCCUCCUGGGCUCUGAACUGGGAGUACCGCAAGAAAGGCAUCAUGGAGGACAUCACCAACUGCGAUGCUGACAUUAUCAGUCUACAGGAAGUGGAAACGGAACAAUACUACACCCUCUUUCUGGAAACACUAAAGGACCGUGGAUAUGACGGGUACUUCUGUCCAAAGUCUCGUGCCAAACUGGUGUCAGAACAGGAGCGCAAACAUGUGGAUGGCUGUGCUGUGUUCUUCAAAACUGAGAAGUUUUCCCUGGUGCAGAAACACACAGUUGAGUUUAAUCAGGUUGCCAUGGCAAACUCGGAGGGCUCAGAGGUCAUGCUGAACCGUGUCAUGACCAAAGAUAACAUUGGGGUCGCCGUUCUGCUGGAGGUCAAAAAUGAGCUCUUCUCUGGUGGUCUGAAGUCCUCACCGGACAAACAGCUCCUCCUGGUGGCCAAUGCUCACAUGCACUGGGACCCAGAGUUCUCUGACGUGAAGCUGAUCCAGACCAUGAUGUUCCUGUCAGAGCUGAAGAGCAUCGCUGAGAGGGCCUCGUCCUCCGUGGGAUCGGGCUCCCCGGACUUAGACCCUGCCUCCAUCCCCAUCGUCCUGUGUGCUGACCUCAACUCCCUGCCAGACUCCGGUGUGGUGGAGUAUUUGAGCAGCGGGGGAGUAGCGGAGAACCACAAGGACUUCAAGGAGCUUCGCUACAACGAGUGUCUGACCAACUUCAGCUGCAACGGCAAGAGCGGCAAGUCGGACGGCAGCAUCACACACAACUUCCAGCUCAAGAGCGCCUAUGAGGGCAGCCUGAUGCCUUUCACAAACUAUACCUACGACUUCAAGGGUGUGAUUGACUACAUCUUCUUCACCAAGACCCACAUGAGUGUGCUGGGCCUGCUGGGCCCACUGGAGACCCAGUGGCUGGUGGACAACAACAUCACGGGCUGCCCGCACCCCCACAUCCCCUCCGACCACUUCUCCCUGCUGGCCCAGCUGGAGUUACACCCACCCCUGCCCCCCCUCAACGGCCUACACCUGCCCGUCCACAGCAGCACUGCCUGUGACUCUCAGAAGCUCAAAGACUAGGCCUCCUCCAGCUGCAGAGCAGAGUCUUCCACCACCUCCUCCUCCUCCUCCUCUUCCUCCUCCUCCCCCCCCCAUCUGUGUGUCGUCUUGUCUGCCCAGCACCAGCAGCGAGCUGUCGGGCUGAGCUCAGGUCUCCCUCGAUGGAGGGAGCCGGUCCAGUCCGAUAGGAACCUCCACUGCCAGCCUCAGUCUAUGGGGUCGUACCGCAGUUACGCAUUCGUCGAAAGCUAGCACCACCACCGCUGCCAUUUGCUGCCGUAACCCUCCCAAGCGCCAGCUUUCACACGCCCCCCCACCCAAACCCCCAAUCACAUCCCAUCCCAUCGCAAGCUUCACCAAUGACAUUGCUCUGCACGCUGACCGGACUGAAAUGUCUCAUUUUUCAUUCUUUUUUCAGACAGUGGUGAAGAGUUAAAGAUCAGCUCGCAAUGACUGCAAUCAGUCUGUCAGGCUUUAUCCCAGCAGCAUGCCUGUUGAAGGAUAAAUAGUUAUGUUGUUUGAUGGUUUUUAAAAAUCCAGACUUUGUUGAUUUUGGCUCCUUUUUUGUACCUUUACGUGUGGAUCUCCUUGGGGCAAAGACCUUAUGUCAUUAGUGCACGUGUUGAGUUUUUGUUCACCCGUUAUGACUGAUCAUGUCAGUCAGUCAGCACCCCCCUCGGCGUUACGUGGUGAAUUGCAUUGAAAUGAGUUGCAAAGUCAGUUUGGGAGAAGUAAAGUUAUGCCUCUGAUGUGUUUUUAAAGGUGCUCUAAGCGAUGCCACUAGUUUUUUAGGCUAAAACAUUUUAUGUCACUUACUGCAAACAUCACCUAACCAACCGCUGGUUGUAAAAAAAUGCAAUCUCUGUGGACAGCC